UUUAACAGGCGCCCAAUCCGCUCGCUAAAAUUCGGGUUUUUUGAGCGCCGGACAGCUCCAGCAGAAGCUGUAAAAUAAUGCGCGUGCAAAAAAGGGUUAGCCGCCCGUUGGAAAACACUAUCGCAUGAUGCAAAUUUGAGGCGCUGAAUUGCGCAUGCUUCACAACUUACAUUGCGUGUUUUUCUGGACGCGCGUUUUUGGGUAUCUGGUAAACCAAUGUUGGGUCCGACGCACUAAAAAUGCUAUAGUGACGUGCUAAAACUAUUUUAAGGCGCGAAACUUCUGUGCUACUGUCGGAGAUGCUCUAAGCGUACGGAGCUUUCCUUCCCACUAAUCAAACUUUGCCCACCGGAUUUUUAGGGUGGGCUCGUGCCCCUGGUAAUCACCAAUUAAAAUAUGCAAGUCUUUACGUAACCCUUCUCAACUCGUAGAAAACCGUAGGUAUAAUACAGCUCUUGCGUCGCUCUCUACAAACUCAAGAUUUAAAUCAGACUUCCCUCGCGGUGCUGUGACUGCGAGGCUCUGACCAGGCAUGUGGGAUUAAUUCUGGCACCUCCGCAGCACGGUCCCAAAAAACUGUAUACUCUACCUCGUAACAUGCCGAAUGGGAUCGGACCUUGGAAUCCAGAUCCACAAGACCACAACCAGCAUCUCGCUCACGGACGCACGGUGCACCGCAAGAAUUAACCCGUCGGCGGAAUGGGGUCGUUGACCAGCACUGGCUCCGCGCCACCCAGAGCGCGGCCGCGGCCGCACGUCGUGCUUCUGGCCAGCCCCGGCGCCGGCCACCUCAUUCCAAUGGCCGAGCUGGCGCGGCGGCUCGUCGAGCUCCACGGCUUCGCGGCCACGAUCGUCACCUUCACCAACCUCUCCGGCCCGGCAGGCCAGCUUCUCCCGCGCCUCCCCGCCUCCGUCGCCACCGCCGCGCUCCCCGCCGUCCGGAUGGACGACCUCCCCGCCGACGCCCACGACGGGUUCGUGCUCCUGGAGCUCGUCCGCCGCUCCGUCCCCAACAUCCGCGCCCUCCUCCGCUCCAUCAACGACGGCUCCAGUGCCGCCCCGCUCGCCGCGCUGGUGCCCGACUUCCUCUGCUCCGUGGCGCUGCCCGUCGCCGCCGAGCUCGGCGUCCCGGGGUACCUCUUCAUCCCUAGCAACCUGGCGUUGGUCGCCCUCACGCGCCACAUCCUGGAGCUCCACGAGGACGCCGCCCCGGGCGAAUACCGCGACUUCGCGGUGCCUCUCGAGCUUCUCGGCGGCGUCUCGCUGUGCCGCGAGGACCUCCCCGACGGGUGCGGCAGUUCCAGGCACCCGGGUUACGAGCAGGUUGUCGAGUUGGGCCGGAGGAUCCGCGCUGCCGAUGGCCUGUUGGUGAACACGUUCUACGAGAUGGAACUUGGCACCGCGGAAGCGUUCAAGCGGCUGGCGGCACCGGAGCAAGUUGCAGACGCGUUCUUCUUCCCGCCGGUGUUCCCGGUGGGGCCAUUCGUCCGGCGGCCAGAUCCCGACGAAGCCGACGCGGGAGCGUUGUCACCAUGCUUGGAGUGGCUCGACCGUCAGCCGGUCGGUUCUGUGGUGUACGUCGCCUUCGGGAGCGGCGGAGCACUUUCUGUGGAGCAGACGGCCGAGCUCGCGGCUGGUCUCGAGGCGAGCGGCCAAAGGUUUCUCUGGGUCGUGCGGAUGCCAAGAACCGACGGCGGCGACGACGAGGAAGAUCCAUUGGCGUGGCUCCCCGAGGGCUUCUUGGGGAGGACGCGGGGCAGGGGCCUGGCCGUCGCGGCGUGGGCGCCUCAGGUGCGCGUGCUGUCCCACCCCGCGACCGCCGUCUUCGUGUCGCACUGCGGGUGGAACUCGACUCUGGAGAGCGUGGGGUGCGGAGUGCCGAUGCUCGCGUGGCCGCUGUACGCGGAGCAGAGGAUGAACGCCGUUAUUUUGGAAGAGAAGCUUGGAGUGGCAUUGCGAGUGCCGCCGGAAGUCGGAUGCUUGGUGACCCGCCACGAGAUCGCCACCGCCGUGAAGGAGCUCGUGGAGGGGGGUCAGAAGCUGCGGCGCCGGGCCGAGGACCUGCAGAAAGCGGCAGCACAUGCGUGGUCACCGGAGGGGCCGUCGCGCCGUGCGCUAGAGGAGGUCGCCGUCAAGUGGAAGGCGGCGCUUGGCAGUGGCAGAGAAAGUAACACAUGUAGACGUAGUGCAUGAUCCUGAUCGUACUUUUAUUUUGAUGUUACUUUGUGUACCGGUCAUUUGGUUUGAGGCGACGCAUCUUCAGUGCUACCCUCAAACUGGACACCGUUUCCAUCUGUGGACACGUGAGAACUAGUCCAUGAACACUGAUGCGGAAACUGACUAUCCAA
Molecule: messenger RNA, 2348 nt
Organism: Aegilops tauschii subsp. strangulata
Lineage: Eukaryota; Viridiplantae; Streptophyta; Magnoliopsida; Poales; Poaceae
Product: hydroquinone glucosyltransferase-like
Molecular function (GO): UDP-glycosyltransferase activity
Source: RefSeq, a predicted model, not a curated record